AGAGGAGGAGUCCAGUGUUCGCUCCAAGCGCCAAAAUAUAUAAAUAUAUGUACACCCUGCUUUCUCUUCCUCGCUGUCUUGGCCCUCGAGGAGCGCUUACCAAGAUGCCAGCAGCCGACAUGGCAAAGCCACUCCUAGGUCGACAAAAUGUGGCAAGUGACACAAGCUUUACCCCAGCUACUGGCAGCAAGACAAUUGGGAUUCUGGGAAGUGGUGACUUUGCACGCUCCCUGUCUAUGCGCCUGGUAUGCUCAGGUUUCAAAGUGGUGAUCGGAAGCCGGAAUCCAAAGCGCAACGCUAGCCUCUUCCCUUCAGCAGUUGAAGUAACUUUCCAGGCAGAUGCUAUAAAGAAGACAGAUAUCAUCUUUGUGGCAAUUUUCAGAGAACACUACACCACACUCUGCGACCUCAGCGAUGAGCUGUCUGGCAAAAUACUGGUGGAUGUAAGCAACAAUGCUGAAGUAAACCAUCACAAAGAAUCAAAUGCCGAAUAUUUGGCAUCACUUUUCCCAGCAUGCACUGUUGUCAAAGGAUUUAACGUCAUCUCAGCAUGGACAUUACAGUCAGGCCCUAGGGAUGGGAAUAAGCAGGUCUUCAUAUGCUCUGACUACCAAGAAGCCAAACAUGCCGUUGCUGAAAUUGUUCACAUGCUGGGGUUCACUCCCAUGGACAUGGGCUCCUUAUCUUCAGCCUGUGAGAUUGAGAACAUUCCACUGCGGCUCCUCCCUGCCUGGAAGAUCCCUGUCUUCUUGGCCCUGGGUCUCUUUCUCUGCUUCUACACGUACAACUUCAUCCGGCAGGUUUUGCACCCUUACAUUCGGGAACAAAAGAGCAAGUUUUACAAGAUCCCCGUAGAGGUCGUCAACACCACACUGCCUUGCGUUGCCUAUGUGAUGCUGUCCCUUGUCUACCUGCCUGGAGUGCUUGCAGCCAUUUUCCAACUCUACCAUUGCACAAAGUACAGGCGCUUCCCCGACUGGCUUGACCAGUGGCUGCAGCACAGGAAGCAGAUAGGUCUGCUAAGUUUCUUCUGUGCAGCUCUGCAUGCUGUGUACAGUUUGUGCCUACCAAUGCGGCGAUCCCAUCGUUACCUGUUACUCAAUGAAGCUGUAAAGCAGGUGGAGAAGAAAACGGAUGCCUGGGUAGAGGAAGAAGUCUGGAGGAUGGAGAUUUACAUCUCUUUUGGCAUCAUGGCCUUGGGUUUGCUCUCCUUACUUGCCAUAACUUCACUUCCUUCCAUCUCCAACUCUCUCAACUGGAGGGAAUUCAGUUUCAUUCAGUCCACCCUUGGCUUUGUUGCUCUGGUGAUCAGCACUCUCCACACCCUGACUUAUGGCUGGACCAGGGCCUUUGAUGAAAACCAGUACAAGUUCUACUUGCCUCCAACCUUUACCCUCACACUGCUGGUACCGUGUGGCGUUAUACUGGCAAAACUCUUCUUCCACCUCCCUUGCAUGAACCAAAGACUGAGGCUCAUCAGGAACGGGUGGGAAAGGGGAAGGUAUGUCAAGUUCAUCUUGCCCAGAGCAUCAGGGGAAUUCUCAAGCGGAGAAAGCAGCAGCACUGUGUGAUCCAGCAUUUAUUUUCCAUUAUAAUUUUUCAAAGAGCACUAUGAAGAUUCUGAUUUUUCAAUAAGAGAUUUUUUUUAGGCUUGUAAGUUUAGUAUUAUUGAAUGGUGGGUGAUAACUAUUAUCUUAUUGCAGGUGUUUAAAGGGGAAAGUUACCAAUGUAUUCUGUUUACACCACAGUGUUUUAGAAUAUACUGACAAUUCUAUGGGGAUAAAGUGGUUGCCUUAUAACUUCAAUCUUAGUUUGGGUGUUUAAGGGGGAAGAAGUCACCAUGUAUCUGGCUUAUACCACAGUAUUUAGAAUACACUGGUAAAAAGGCAGGGAUAGGCAACAUGGCACACUCCAGAUGUUUUGGACCUCAACUCCCAUCACCCCGGCCAUUGCCCAUGCUAGUUGAGACUGAUGGGAAUUGCAGUCCACAAUAUCUAGGGUGCGCCUCAUUCAUUUCUCCUAGUGUAGGGGGGAAAUAGUGGCCUUAAAAACAACUUUGCAGACUUUUCAGUUAUACAGUUUAAAGCUACAUAGAGAAAUAGAAUCUGUCUGCAGACACAUUCAACAAAGGAUGGGAUGCAGUUUGGGAAGUAUUUGCUCUACAGUUGUCUUGACACCUAGCAAUCUAAUAAUAAUAAAUAAAUUAUAGCAAUCGAUUCAUUUUUUAAAAGGCUCCAGUCCUAUACACACUUAUUUGUGAGUAAGCCCCAGUAGCCCUAGUGAGACUUACUUCUGAGUAAACAUGCAAAGGAUUGCGCUGUUAAGUAGUUCUUCCACUUUUAAUGUUUCAGUCCAGCAAAUAUUGUUGAUUUCAGUGGAACUUGAACUUCCAGAGAAGUGUGUAUCAGACAGGUGUGGAGAACCUUUGGCCCUCCAGAGGUUUAUUUAUUUAUUAUUUCAUUUAUAUCCCGCCCUUCCUCUCAGCAGGAGCCCAGGGCGGCAAACAAAAGCACUAAAAACUUUAAAACAUCAUAAAAACAAACUUUAAAACACAUUAAAACAAAACAUCUUUAAAAACGUUUCUUAAAAAAAGCUUUCAAAACAUCUUCUAAGAUUAAAAACAUUUUUAAAAUGUUUAAGAACAUAUUAAAAAGCAAUUCCAACACAGAUGCAGACUGGGAUAGGUCUUAACUUAAAAGGCUUGUUGAAAGAGGAAGGUCUUCAAUAGGUGCUGAAAAGAUAACAGAGAUGGCGCCUGUCUAAUAUUUAAGGUUGCUGAACUACAACUCUCAUCAGCUCCAGCAAGCAUUACAGAUGGCCAGGGAUGAUGAGAGUUGUAGCUCAGCAUCAUCUGGAGGGCCAAAGGUUCCCACGCUUGAUGUAGGAUCACAGAAUGGUCAGUCGAUCAGUCAGCCAGAAUGAUAGUUCUGGAAGCAACAAUUCUCAAAACAGUGUAAAUGGUGUAAAAAUACUCCAACUAGGAUUGGAACUACAUUCAUUACAUUGCUGCCACUAAAACAGCAAACCACACUUUUUUUAAUCCCUCCCCUUCCAUAGUUCUCGGUUCAAGUUCUGUGCCCCGAUGUCACAGUCUAUGGAUUUCCCCACCCAACACAAUGGGCUGAAACUGGCCAGGGGAAGCGGGACACAAAACAACAAAACAAAAGGAUGCCAUUAGAUGUUGAAUUAAGUGUGAAUUUACCACACAUUUAAAUACGAUUUCAGCCUCAUUUUUCCCUUAUGUGGGCCAAAUUCACACGUUAUUUAUUUAUUCCAUUUAUAUACAUCUUUGUUGCCAAGGUACCCAAUACUAAAGUACAAAAAUACUAAACAAAUACAUGAUGUAAAAUGUAACAUGGGUCCAGGGGGCCAGUCUGACUGGAGCAGACACUGAAUGCUGUCUUCCCCGAUUCCCUUGCUCUCUUCCUCUUGCUGUCCAUUGACUAGGGCAGACAGUGUGGCUGGAGCAGGCGCUUGUGUAACUGUGAGGCAAUUCCUCUCAUCCCUUUGGUGGUACUGCUAUAGAUCAUUGCCUUUUUAGCAUGUCAACCAAUUAAGCAAUAUUAAGUGGACAAGGAUCCAGGUGAAAGUUGAUCACAUUGGCCAUCAAAGCGAAUUCGCUCAUUUUCUUGCAAGGAGAGGUCUAAAGUUGGGUAGCACCCUACAUUCCAAAGAACAGCAAGGAGCUGUUGGAUAUCCACAAACAUGGAAGACCAGCUAUUCCAGGCAUAGCCUAUUUCACUCUAAAAUUCCUCCAGUGUACUAGCCAAUAACUCUUCCCAUUCUCCUCCCAGCUUCCACAUCACCACUACCCUCCAACUAUCUCAGGUAACAUGCAGGGAAGGUCUUCAUUUCCUGGAGAGGCUUGGGAAGGUUGCAGUAGAGGUGAGGAACUUUUUCAGCCCAUGGGCCACAUUCCCUUAUAGCACAGGUGGGGAAUUUUUUGACUCCACAGAUGGGUGGGGCCACCUGUCCAUCAAUCACUGAUGCCAUUAUGACAUCACAUGAAUGGCAGGCAGGUGGCACACCCACCUGUCAAAAUGCCUUGUGCUUCUCAUCUCUUCCCCUCCCCCUUUAAGUCCCUAAUUAUGGAAAAUUAAAGACAAGCAUGAGAAGACUUUCCUAGUCUUCCCUCUCCCCCUUUCAAGUCCCCGAUUGCAGAGACUUAAAGAAAGUGCAGGGAGACUUUUUAAAGGCUUUAAGACAAACCCCACUCUCCAGUUUGAGCAAAUGGGAGGGCAGGAGCAGUCUUAAAGGCCUUUGCAAAGGCCCCUUUAAAGUAGUGCUCGUGCACGCACACACGCUGCUUCACAGAGCACUUCUGCACAGGGCUUUAAUCUCCGCUCUGCUGAUGAGCAGGGAUUAAAUUCUGCUGCCUUGGUCACAUGAUCAUGUUCCCUGCUGGGAACAGGAUUGCGCAGUCAAGCCAGGAUUAAACCCUGCCCUCUUGCCUAUCAGCUGAUAGUACUAGUGAUGUCAGCUGGUGAGUGGGUGGAUGUGGUUUGGGGAAAGUGACCUCACAGGCUAAAUUCAAUGCCCUGGGGGGGCAUCAUUGGCUCAGAGACCCCCCCAUCCCUGCCUUAUGUAAACCAGUGGUGGGCAUGAUCAGAAGCAAAAGUGGGUGGAACAACUGAUGCAACUCUUACCUUGGCAUUACAGACCACAUACCAGCCAUGCAAAAUUCGUAAGUUUCUACACCCACACUCAUAACACGCUUCUCUCCAUCCAGGCAAGCAAGAGGCAUUAUCACAGUUCAAGGACUCAUUCCAGCCAGGCAAAAGCAUUUGAGGAGAACUCAGAGCAGGGCUGGUGAGGGGUGUUGGCCUAGAGAGAGUCCUGAGGGAUGAAUGAGUGGACCAGAGGGCUACAUUUGGCCCCCAGGGCUGAUGUUUCCCCAGCCCUCCCCAAAGCAAGGAAGUACUUAUAAGAACCAGAGAAGAAAUAAGCCUUUCCACCUCCUGUUUCUAGUACGCCCCUUUCAGUUGUUUAGGGAAACUGGGGGCAGGAGGAGUAGAGAGAGAAUAAUGAGGGACCAGCAGAUGAGGCUUGGACUUGCAAACAGGGCUGUGGAGUCGGUACGCCAAACCUUCGACUCCAACUCCUAUUUUUCUACUGUCCGACUCCACCCAAAGUUGCUUCCAACUCCACAGCCCUGGAAAGGGCUGUAAAUGUCUUUUUAAAUUGGAAGCUCUCAUAGGAGCAUUUUUAUCGCUGCCUGAAUAUGUGCUGAUCUUGGCAUCACAGCAUUUGUCUUUAUCUGAGUCCUGUGUCAUACACUGACACACAAAAUGUUUUCCAUCUUGAGUUAUGGUGAAAUGCUCAACUACAGAUGACUUCAUGGGAAGCUUCUUUGACAUUUUGAAUUUAUAUUUUAAAAAAUUUGUCAAUCAAAAUGUAUUUUGAAGCCGAAGUCAGAACAUUUCUACCGACUCCGACUCCACCCAAAAUUGCUUCCGACUCCACGACUCCACAGCCCUGCUUGCAAAAGUAGCUAUUGGCAAGGAGCUUCUGCAACCAAGGCUGCUACGGCUGAAGAGCAUCCAUUUUGAUGGCAUCCUGCAUAGAAACUGCAAAGACUCAUUCACUCACUUACAGGUGAUCAGAGGACAACCAUUUGGUGUGACAUUUUAAAUUCACACCCUUCCAGGAUGCAAGUCAAAUGCCAGGGCGCCACAACUCUGUGCAGCUGCCAUAUUUCCACCCAGUCUCUUUCAAUGCUAUGAUGCCAAAGCUCAGCACAUUACCUAAUGAAGCAGCUUCCAGAAUUGAUGUGCACUUCUGAAGCAUUGGAAAGGCACUUGUGCCUGCCAAAUAUACUUCUCAACUCCAGGACACUGACACCACAUGCAGUAGUCUAAAUGAGAGACACAUUCAUCAGCCCAGAAUCAUUUGUUUGAUGAGCAUGCAGGAAACUGGAAAAGCCAAUAAGGGAAGCCAGGACAGCUGGAAUACAAGGAAGCCACAGCCUAACCUUCACAAGCAGAAACAGUUGAGCAGUCAGUCAACAGAAACUGAACACUGAAGAGGAAGUGGGAUGGAGCUAUUUAGAGCUCAUAUCAGUAUUGUCCAAAUAAUAAUAAAUAAUAUUUUAGACAUCUCACCAGCAGUGGCAAUUGAUAUACACAGACAAAAUUUGCCAGCCAACAUCACCAUCAUCACCAUAGGUCAAGACAACCAAUUCAGGCCACAGAUAGCUUAUUGCUCCCCUAAAGCAACAGAAGACUAUGUCUGGAAAGGGCCUUCUGCAUGCGCACACACUCUACAGAUGCAAAUGUUUAUCCCUAUUUGCACUGGAAAGCAAGCCAAUGAACUGACUAGGUAUGUCUUUUGAUGCCAAUAGGGAUGCACAUUACCAUUCAGGUCCAUCAGGUGCUGAAUGUGUCUAGCUGCCCACAUCUAGAGCUGGAUUCAGGCCACCAGCUCUGGUGUUGUCCCGUAUCUUGAGGACAAAUGAAGCUGUACUCUGGCCAGAUCAGAUCCCAACUGCCAAACUCAAUGGGAAUUAAGUGGUGCAAAGUGUUUUGAGAUCACAGAAGUGCUAGUACAAUAUGAAGAUAUAACAAACACUUAAUAGAAGUAGUAUUAUUUGAUUACUUUUACCAGCUCUUAUGUUAAAUAUGGAACCUGUCUUGAUACAUAUUCUGCAGGACCAUCUGUGCCACAAUCUGCACCUACCUUUUGGACUGCUCAGUCUACUAUUUAGGACAGGCAUGUAUUAUACGAUUAGGCCACAUAUCAAGCUAUGAACUGUAAUCAGAAGUAGCAUUCUGUACAUGUACCUGACUUUGUGAGGGUUUGUACUAAAGUUGCCUUCAAAUACCCUCCCCCAAAUUCCUCUUACACCUUGCUCGAGUUUGGGAAGUUUGGAAGUUAGUUUGCAGAGAAAACUGGGAAGAAAUUCCCAUCAUGCACUAGUUGCAAUUUUCUGCAAUUAAACUGCUCUCAGAUUUUGGGGGAAGUUUAAGUGGUUUGGGAGUUCUGCAAGGGCAAUUUUGAACUGAAUGUAACUGCAGAACAUUCAGGGGCAUGCACAGAGUACAUGCACUCCUUUGAGUUGCGGCAUUUUGUCCCUUAUGUAAAUCAUAUGGGUCUUUCAUAUGAAAGGCUUCCAAAACAUUGACGGAAGGAGGGAUAGAGAAUCAGGCAGUCAAACUAACAAGAAUUCUAUUUACAGACAUGACUAAUCAAAGAUAAUGAAUUCAGACAGCAAAAAUUUCCAGCUAACCUGGAAUGGGCUGGUAUUGAGUCAUCUCCUGCCAGUGAUGUCAUGAUUCCUUUUGCAAGUUCCAUAUGGACCUUACUUGUGUACAAGUGCAAAGGAGCUGUGUAAAUUACUGUGAGGUUUCAAUAAGGUGGCUCCUACCUGGUGUUCCAGUUUGGUGUUUGUUUACCCUUCCUUUGCAAUGGUGUAGGAGACUAAUAAAACACAGGACAAUAGCUUUUGAGUUCCUUAGAAAUUUGGUCUGUAUCGGAGUGACUACUAAGCUAUUUUCAGGUAUGCUGAGAGUGACUUUCUACCAGAUACAACCCUCAUACAGGACACCUAAGCAUACAAAGCCAGAGAGUGUCAAUAUUCUGAACUGUCUUGAGACACAGGACUCCACUCAUUAAUUUUUAUCUAUUCAUUCAUUCAUUCAAUUUCUAGCUCACCCUUCAUCUGUUCACAAUCUAAUGGCAGAUUACAGAAAUAAGAUAGAACUCACAAUUUCAAUUUAAAACAGGUAAAUCAGCACAACAAUCAUCAAAUCCAAAGCAGAUAAGACAUGCCAUUAAUUUACUCCUGGUCUCAUUACAUUAUCCACUGUGAACAGCACUAUAAAAAUCUGGGAAAACAGCCUAUCUUUAACUGGUGCCAAAAAGUGAACAUUAGCACCAGCUUUAACGCUAAGGGAUAGGGCAUUCCAGUCAGGGUGCUACCAAAGCAAAGAUAUUUGAAUGUCUUUUCCCAAGAGUUGUGCUCCCUUCCCUCUUUUAAAAGUUGCAAUAGGAAAAACACAAAUCCUUUGUAAAUAGUUUCUGCAUUUUUAACCCAUCAGUAUCAGAACAGAAAGGUUACCUGAUGCUUGCCUGAAGAUAUACCUAUGUUGUUUUUCUAUCUAUAUUCUGUAUGGAUGUACUGCAGCAAAACGAGAGAGAUGAAAUGUAUACUGCCUAUUUCAAUGUUUUCUGCACUGCCCAAAUUGUGCCUUGGGAGUUUUAACUAAUUAUUAUCCUGCCUCAUACUGCAACUCUGAUGUGUCCUACUGUUACCUUGUAAAAAUAUAAUCAGGAUGUAUCUAUGAAAUGGAAACAUUGAUACUAGCUAACCUUCUGCUAUCUUUUUUCUUAUUUGCAGUAAAAUGUUAUUUCUGAA
Messenger RNA from Rhineura floridana, 8353 nucleotides. It is a transcript of the gene STEAP3, whose product is annotated as STEAP3 metalloreductase. Bases 48 to 1571 code for a protein of 507 amino acids. The transcript is spliced from 5 exons. The record is from RefSeq and is a predicted model, not a curated record. Gene Ontology annotation, cellular component: endosome; plasma membrane. Gene Ontology annotation, molecular function: cupric reductase (NADH) activity; ferric-chelate reductase (NADPH) activity. Gene Ontology annotation, biological process: copper ion import. NCBI's taxonomy places the organism in Eukaryota, Metazoa, Chordata, Lepidosauria, Squamata, Rhineuridae.